Messenger RNA from Diutina rugosa, 1755 nucleotides. It is a transcript of the gene PHO89, whose product is annotated as Pho89p. Gene Ontology annotation, biological process: phosphate ion transmembrane transport. The record is from RefSeq and is a predicted model, not a curated record. The transcript has a single exon. Lineage: Eukaryota; Fungi; Ascomycota; Pichiomycetes; Serinales; Debaryomycetaceae. Bases 1 to 1755 code for a protein of 584 amino acids. Gene Ontology annotation, cellular component: membrane.
AUGAUCUUUGCAUUCUUGGAUGCUUGGAACAUCGGGGCCAAUGACGUUGCCAAUUCGUUCGCUUCGUCCGUGCUGUCGAGAUCGCUUACGUACUGGCAAGCAAUGAUUCUUGCCGCCCUUUGUGAGUUCUUGGGGGCAGUUUUGGUCGGGUCGAAGGUCUCGAACACUAUCAGAAAUAAAAUUGUCGACGUCAAAGUUUUCGAGGGUGAACCCGCUAUUCUCAUGUUGACCAUGUCGUGUGCUCUUAUUGGGUCUUCGGUGUGGUUGACAAUUGCUACUGCCAUUGGUAUGCCCGUGUCGACCACUCACUCGAUCGUCGGUGGUAUUAUCGGUAGUGCUAUUGCCGCCAAGGGUCAAAGAAACAUUCACUGGGGGUGGAAUGGGGUGUCCCAAAUCAUUGCUUCCUGGUUUAUUGCCCCUGCUAUCGCUGGUGCCUUCGCUACCAUCACUUUCUUGGUGCUGAAAUUCUUCGUAUUGGAAGUGAAGAGCUUCAAGACCUCGUUGCGUAACGCUAUGGUGCUUGUUCCAUUCCUUGUGUUCUCAUGUUUUGCCAUUUUGACUAUGUUGAUUGUGUGGAAGGGUGCCCCUGCUUUGAAGUUGAACAAGUUGCUGCCCAACGCCAUUGCCGCUUCUAUUUUGGGGGUGGCUGCCGUAGCCUUGGUGCUUUACAUGCUUUUCCUUUACCCUUACUACCGCCGGAAGCUUAAGUACAACGACUGGACUUUGACCUGGAAGUCGAUCCCGUUGGGCCCUUUGCUUUACUUCAAGUCUACUGAUGACAUUCCUCCCAUGCCUGAAGGUUACCAAUUGGUUCCUGACUACUACAAGGGUAGACGUUAUGAUGAGACGGGUAAAUUGAUCAAGGAAGACAACACCACUGCUGAACUGUUGCGUUCCGGAGAUAUUGAAAAUCUCAAAGACGACACUCACGUCGACGUCCACAAGGUGGAGCUGGCUCCCGUUUCUCUGGACAAGGAAUCUUCGUCUGACGAAUGGAAACCUCUUUACUACAAGUGGGGUGUCGACAGAGAAGUGCAAAAGGAAGACACCAAGUCUCGCUGGAUUAAGAUGCUCAAGAAACCCAAGUUGUGGGGCGCUCUUAUCGUUGAAUUUGUUCUCCACGGUUUCACCCAAGAUGUCAUUGCUUCGCAAACCAAUGUGGACAUGUUGAGUGGUGACCAGCACAAGUUGCACACUUCGGCCAAGUACUACGACAACCGGAUUGAAUUCUUGUACUCGUUGCUUCAAGGUAUUACUGCGGGUACCAUGUCGUUCGCCCACGGUGCCAACGAUAUUUCCAACGCCACUGGUCCCUUGGCCACCGUUUAUCUCGUCUGGUCUACUAAUACCAUCGCUAAUGAUGUUGAUGUUCCCGUUUGGGUUCUUUGUUACGCUGCUGCUGCCCUUGUCAUCGGUGUUUGGACAUUCGGUUACCGGAUCAUGAGAAACUUGGGUAACAAGCUCAUCUUGCAAUCGCCCUCGCGUGGUUUCUCGAUUGAAUUGGGCGCUGCUGUGACCACUGUGAUGGCCACUCAAUUGUCCAUCCCUGUCUCUACUACUCAGUCGGCUGUCGGUGCUACUGUGUUUGUUGGUGCCUGUAACGGUGACUGGAGAUCCAUCAAUUGGAGAAUGGUGAUCUGGUGUUACUGCGGGUGGUUCAUUACCUUGCCCGUUGCUGGUCUCAUUGCUGGCCUUCUUAAUGCGUACAUCAUCCACUCGCCCUCUAAUGGUGUGGUUUACACGAUGAACAACUAG